Molecule: messenger RNA, 751 nt
Organism: Musa acuminata subsp. malaccensis (wild Malaysian banana)
Lineage: Eukaryota; Viridiplantae; Streptophyta; Magnoliopsida; Zingiberales; Musaceae
Source: RefSeq, a predicted model, not a curated record
UAGACGAGUUUUAUUACGCCCUAAAUAUCGAAUCGGACUUGGCAUUGUCCAGCAGAGGCGAGAGAGAGGAAAGAGGGGCGUCAUGGCAGGGGUUGAAGUGGAACCACGCAAGGGAGACACACGGCAGGCGACGCAGGAGAAGCACGGGGUGGCCAAUCCUCCUCCUCCUGUGGCGAUGGUCACUUUUCCGGACGCCGCUCGCCGAAGAGCCCAGAGCUUCCCCCCGCCUCUCAAGUUGGAGUGCGAGGAUUCCACCGAAGACAUGAACCCGCGCAACUUGUGGCAGGUGUAUGCUCUUGGAGGAUUUAUGAUCUCAAAGUGGAUUUGGGCUCGCUGGAGGGAGAGGAACAAUAGAGGGACAUCAGAUGAGGAUUCAUCUACUUGAAACUAAAAAUUUCACUUUCAAAAGCCUGAAUAUUGGUAAAGAUUUCUUUUCGUACCACUUAUGGAUACAAGCAUAAUGCUCAUAUUUGUGAUGUGAUUGAAGUCAGUGCAAACAGGAUUUGUCACACUUCGAGUUUUGCAUUGGAAAGCAUUCAACGUUAAUGUACUUAGCUUAUGCCAAGCUAAUGUUCAUGUAUUAUCCAUUAAGAUUUAGGUGGGUUAAUCACUCUGUUUGGUUUAGGCAAAAUCUUAUUCAGAGGAGAAGCAGCACCCUUUCGGUUUGAUUCAUGCUUCCUGCUGCUUGUCAAAUUGAGUUUGCUCAACUUAUUCUGAUAUGCAAAAUUGUCCCUUGAUGAAUUGGACCUGA